UAACAGUAAUUGUGGCAACACAAACAAUAACGUGCGCCACCAAAAUCGCGACCGCGGCAGCGUGUAUGCUUGCUCUGUCAAGCGCCGCCAUUGGUGGUGGGCAGUAAAAAAUCAAUAAAUUGUGUAUUUUCAUAUAUAUAUUUUUGUUUUUGAUGGCUCUUUGGCUUAAGCCAUUAGUCUUAGGGGGCAUUAAGCAUUCGCGUUUCUACCUUUAAGUUAACUUUUACAUAACAUUCUUCCGUUUCCGUUGUCUUGGUAGCUGCAUGCAUUGUUGAAGGGUAAUCAAGCGGUGACCACGGUGCUCUUUAUCGUUUGUGGAUUGAUUGUGGAAACUGGGAAAUAAAAGUGAAAUAGAGGAAGCUGCAAGUUAUUAACAAACAAUACGAUUUAACGGUAUCAAAAAGGAAAUUGUGCCGCAUGUUUUACAUUUCAUAUCGAAUAACGAACAACCAAACAAAUCAAUAGCGUCAACAACAACAACAACUGCUGUUGUUGUAGUGUCGACAUAUCACAUUGAACAUUUGCGUAAAGUAAAUGAGAUUUGGUGGGUCGACUUGCCGCGCCAUAAGGCGAUAUUUUUUGGUUGUCAUCGCUAUCACCUUGGUGCCAUUAGCGUUGGUCUAUGUGGUACGAUACGACAGUAUUUAUCGCAUCAAAGGAUAUGAGGCGUCAAAGUUCAACGAUCAUUUCAGUGAUCAAAGUUUUCGCUAUCCGGUAAUGUUGUUGGGCAAAAAUAAGGAUCUAACUGUAGCGGCAACAGGAAGUUCUCGCAAAAAAUUUUACAAAUAUGCUAAAUAUGUUAAUGAGUCACACGUGCCAGUUUUGCCAGAAGAGUCGGUGCACACGCUAUCACCGAACGAUGUGGAGCGUAUCGAGAAGCGCAUGGAACGGCGGCGGAAAUUGCUUCAAGAGAAAUGCAGCGAAUUCGGUCUAGAUGUUGUUGGUAAUGACACAUGGCACAAGCCCAACGCUUGGGAGUUUUUAGUCAAUAAAAAAUAUCAUAUUAUAUGGUGCAACGUGUUCAAAGCUGCCUCCUCAUCAUGGAUGUUCAAUUUUAACGUAUUAGCCGGUUAUUCACCGGAAUUUCUACAACGAACCAAAGAAGUGUUCCUUAAUUUGGCAAGGGAACGUUAUCCACGUGUUAGCAUUGAACAGCUGCGAGAAGCACAAAAUGAUUCGAUUACUUUCAUGAUAGCACGUCAUCCAUUCGAGAGGCUAUUGAGUGCAUAUCGUGAUAAGCUGGUAUUUGCCAUACCACACUCCUAUCACGACAAGCUGGGGCGGCGUAUUGUACGCAAAUAUCGCAGCAAAAAUUUGGAUAUGAAUUCACCAAAAUAUCCAACAUUCCCCGAAUUCGUACGCUGGCUGUUGGAUCAGAUUAAGCAUGGCAAUGUCCAAAUGGAUAUGCAUUUCGUUUCGUCGACAAUGUUCUGCACGCCAUGCGUGAUUAAUUUCGAUGUGAUUAUGAAAUUCGAUACACUCGACGAAGAUCAAAUGUAUCUCAUUAACAAGACUGGCUUGACGCGUGUUAUAGCGCCCGAGUGGCGUAAUGCGGGUAAAGGCAAGAAUACGCAGGAGCUGCUGCAAUCGUUCUACUCGAAAUUGUCGCCAAAAGAAUUGCAUGGACUGUAUCAAUAUUAUAAAUAUGACUUUGAGUUAUUCAACUAUAGUGCGACAUCGUAUUUCAAUUUGGUGCAAGAGAACGGCACCUGAAAAGAACUGAAAACCACACCGAGGAUAAAAGCAGCAACAACAGAAUCGGCAGUAGGAGCAAUAGUUGUAGAGUAACAGCAAAAUUAGGCGCUUGACACUGUAGUCGCACUCUCCACAGCAACAACGAAGCACACACAUCUAUGCACACAAAUCUACGUACACGCAUACAUAUACACCGACGGAUCACAUACAUAUGAAUUGAAACAUAAGAAACUUACAUAACUAUAUACACACAUAUAUACAUAGAUAUACAUAUGUAUACAUAAAUAAACGCUACAAGAAAACCAAAAUGGAAAUUCUAAGUAGAUAAAACUUAAACGAAAAUAACGUUAAAGAAAGUAUGUUUAAAAUCAAAAAAAAAAAAAAAAAUAAUAAUAAUAAUAAUUAGCAGCGAAUGAAAGAGUACUGAAUUGAAAGUGAUAAAGUGAUAAACUUUGGUGAUUCCGCAAAUAAUUAAUUUUUAUUGCUGAAUUUAUGGUGCUGCCUUGGCCAGAGAGAAAAAUAUAAUUUUUAUCUAAAAUUGUAGAAAUAGCGCUUGCCGCUUUAAUAAAUUUCCUGAAUAUUCACAAUAGCAAAACCUUUACAGCACCUGCCUUUAUAGACUUUUGAAAAGCUUUUAACUAGAGUUGUGAAGAGAAUAUCAAUUUUUAAUGCUGAUUUACUGACAGACGCAGCAGUUUUCGUAUUAGCAGCUAAAGAAGUUAUCUCAAUAAGUAAUGCUCUAAAGUUUUUGAAGCAUUAAAGAUUUUAAGGCACUAAAUUUUUGGUGACAUUAAACUUUGUAAUGCAUUAAAAAUCUCACCGCAUCAGUUUUGUAAAAUUUUGGCAUUAAAGCUUAAAGUGCAUUGAAUA
This is a messenger RNA of Ceratitis capitata (Mediterranean fruit fly), 2565 nucleotides long. RefSeq names its product carbohydrate sulfotransferase 11. The transcript is spliced from 9 exons. The record is from RefSeq and is a predicted model, not a curated record. Gene Ontology annotation, cellular component: membrane. The coding region runs from base 535 to 1713 and encodes 392 amino acids. Gene Ontology annotation, biological process: carbohydrate biosynthetic process. Lineage: Eukaryota; Metazoa; Arthropoda; Insecta; Diptera; Tephritidae. Gene Ontology annotation, molecular function: sulfotransferase activity.